UGUCUGGACCUGUGUGACACCAAGAUAAGUAAAGAGUGGAGUCAACAUAUCAAUGGAGCAAGUCACAGUCGUCGAUGCCAGCUUCUUCUUGAAAUCUACCCAGAAUGGAAUCCUGACAAUGAUACAGGACACACAAUGGGGGAUCCGUUCAUGUUGCAACAAUCUACAAACCCAGCACCAGGAAUUCUGGGACCUCCACCUCCCUCAUUUCAUCUUGGGGGACCAGCAGUUGGACCAAGAGGAAAUCUGGGUGCUGGAAAUGGAAACCUGCAAGGACCAAGACACAUGCAAAAAGGCUGAGUGGAAACUAGCAGAGUUGUUCACAUCAUGGAUUUUCAGGGAGGGAAAAACUUGAAGUACCAACUGUUACAGCUGGUGGAACCAUUUGGAGUUAUUUCAAAUCAUCUGAUUCUAAAUAAAAUUAAUGAGGCAUUUAUUGAAAUGGCAACCACAGAAGAUGCUUAGGCUGCAGUUGAUUAUUAUACAACCACACCAGCAUUAGUAUUUGGCAAGCCAGUGAGAGUUCAUUUGUCCCAGAAGUAUAAAAGAAUAAAGAAACCUGAAGGGAAGCCAGAUCAGAAGUUUGAUCAAAAGCAAGAGCUUGGAUGUGUGAUACAUCUCAGCAAUUUACCCCAUUCUGGCUACUCUGACAGUGCUGUCCUCAAACUUGCUGAGCCCUAUGGGAAAAUAAAGAAUUGUAUACUGAUGAGGAUGAAAAGUCAGGCCUUUAUUGAGAUGGAGACCAGAGAAGAUGCAAUGGCAAUGGUUGAUCAUUGUUUGAAAAAGGCCCUUUGGUUUCAGGGGAGAUGUGUGAAGCUUGAUCUGUCUGAGAAAUAUAAAAAACUGGUACUGAGGAUUCCCAACAGAGGCAUGGACUUACUGAAAAAAGAUAAAUCCCAAAAAAGAUCUUAUUCUCCAGAUGGCAAAGAAUCUCCAAGUGAUAAGAAAUCCAAAACUGAUGGUUCCCAGAAGACUGAAAGUACAGGUGAAGGAAAAGAACAAGAAGAGAAGUCAGGUGAAGAUGGAGAGAAAGAUAUGAAAGAUGACCUGACAGAACAAGAACCUAACAUGCUUCUUGAAUCUGAAGAUGAGCUACUUGUAGAUGAAGAAGAGGCAGCGGCACUGCUUGAAAGUGGGAGUUCAGUGGGAGAUGAGACCGAUCUUGCAAAUUUAGGUGAUGUGUCUUCUGAAGGGAAAAAGAAGCCUUCAGACAAAGCUGUGAAAGAAGAUGCAAAUGCAAGUUCUUCAGCAGCAGCGAAGAAAAAGCUUAAAAAGUGUCGUUUCCCAGGGAGUAUGGAAGGUUUUGUCACUCUAGAUGAGGUUGAUGAUGAGGAAGAUUUGGAACUACAGAAACUUUGUAAAUCGGGCAUGGCAUUUAAAUCUUGUGACAAAAAUGAUGAUGGUUUGGUUGAAAUUAAGGUGGACAAGAUGGAGGAACUUGAUCAAGAAAACGAAGCAGCAUUGGAAAAUGGAAUUAAAAAUGAGGAAAAUACAGAACCAGGUGCUGAAUCUGCAGAGAAUGCUGAUGAUCCCAACAAAGAUCCAAGUGAAAAUGCAGAUGACCAAAGUGAUGAAAACAAGGACUAUACAAUCCCAGAUGAGUAUAGAAUUGGACCGUAUCAGCCCAAUGUUCCUGUUGGUAUAGACUAUGUGAUACCUAAAACAGGGUUUUACUGUAAGCUGUGUUCACUCUUUUAUACAAAUGAAGAAGUUGCAAAGAAUACUCAUUGCAGCAGCCUUCCUCAUUAUCAGAAAUUGAAGAAUUUUCUGAAUAAAUUGGCAGAAGAAUGCAGGCAGAAGAAGGAAGCUUAAGAUAUUCAAGAAGCUUAAUGAUUUCAAAAGAAAAUAAUGGUUCUUUGUUUUUAAUGUUAACCUUUUUUAA
Molecule: messenger RNA, 1882 nt
Organism: Choloepus didactylus (southern two-toed sloth)
Lineage: Eukaryota; Metazoa; Chordata; Mammalia; Pilosa; Megalonychidae
Product: matrin-3-like
Exons: 2
Cellular component (GO): nucleus
Molecular function (GO): RNA binding; zinc ion binding
Source: RefSeq, a predicted model, not a curated record